Messenger RNA from Trematosphaeria pertusa, 393 nucleotides. RefSeq lists its product as uncharacterized. Gene Ontology annotation, biological process: mycotoxin biosynthetic process. The record is from RefSeq and is a predicted model, not a curated record. The annotation marks the transcript as partial. The transcript has a single exon. Lineage: Eukaryota; Fungi; Ascomycota; Dothideomycetes; Pleosporales; Trematosphaeriaceae.
AUCACAACCUUUCAAUACACCUCCAAGUCCGCAGCCCGGCCAUCCAAUGCUUCAGAUGCGGCUUGGUCCUCACUGUACCCAAAGGGUGGCACCUUCUUUUCCCACGCACCCGAGGUCCCCACCCGCUCCACGCUCUCCGUAUUCCACCAACUCCACUGCCUAGACGCGAUCCGGCAGGCUUAUUACCUCGCUUACGACGCCGCUACUGCCGGUGAUCAGCUCGGCAAAGACGAUGUCCCUGAAAUGGUCGAAGAAGUGCACAUCAGGCAUUGUGUGGAGCUUCUAAGGGUGAGCCUCAUGUGUGUGGCAGAUCGCACGAUUGAGAAGAAAAAUGAGAUGGGUGGUGUGACGGGAUUCGGCACCGAGCAUAAGUGCGCUGAUUAUGAUGGGUUG